Messenger RNA from Orbicella faveolata, 2220 nucleotides. RefSeq names its product solute carrier family 25 member 35-like. The record is from RefSeq and is a predicted model, not a curated record. Lineage: Eukaryota; Metazoa; Cnidaria; Anthozoa; Scleractinia; Merulinidae.
CUCCACAAACGACAAACGUGUCAACAAGACUGGGAAAUUCCGCAAAAGCCGGGCCUGUGGUGGAAGACUUCCUUUCUGCAAGAAUGCUGUCACAACUGAAAGAAUUUGGCUUAGGUGCCACAGCAGCUUGUGGUGCUUGCUUUUUCACAAAUCCUCUAGAAGUUGUUAAAACGCGGAUGCAGCUUCAGGGAGAGUUGAAGGCAAGAGGAACGUACGCGGUACAUUACAAGAACGCCUUUCACGCUUUUUACACAAUCGGUCGAUUUGACGGCCUCAGAUCUUUGCAAAGUGGACUCGCUCCCGCUCUAGUUUACCAAGCAGUGAUGAAUGGUUGUCGAUUGGGAUCUUACCAGGUUUUUACCAACUUAAAACUGACUGCAAACAGCGAGGGUCGAAUCGAGUUUUGGCGGUGUCUUCUGGCCGGCGCUGUCUCUGGUGCCAUUGGCGCGUUUUUGGGAAGCCCGGCUUAUAUGGUCAAGACCCAACUUCAAGCACAAGCAACAGACACUAUCGCUGUCGGCUUUCAACACAAACACAGUGGCUUUGUCCAAGCAUUAUCAGGUAUUUACAGAGAGUUCGGAGUUAAAGGACUCUGGCGAGGUGUCAGUGGUGCUGUUGCACGUGUCAUGAUUGGAUCUGCUGUUCAGUUGUCAACUUUCUCAACCACUAGGGAAAGGAUUGCAAAAACGAAUUUCUUCCCUGAGAAAAGCUGGCUUAUUCCAGCAUCGGCUAGUAUGAUUAGCAGUGUUGCGGUGGUAACAUGCAUGACACCAUUUGAUGUAGUAAGUACUCGUUUAUACAAUCAAGGAACCAACGCUAGUGGUAAGGGACUCUUUUAUAAUGGCUUUGUGGACUGUUUUGUCAAAAUAUUUAAGCGAGAAGGUGUGAUGGGGUUUUACAAGGGUGUUGGACCACAUUACUUUAGAAUUGGUCCACACACAAUCCUUAGCUUACUCUUUUGGGAUCAGCUAAGAAUGUUAUCUGCUUCUCAUGGUUUUUAAGGAAGAUUAAGGACCAAGCUUUAAAAUUAAGUUAUAUAUGUAAAUAAUUUGCAUUUAAAAUAUGAAGGUGAUUUUAUAUUAUAAUGUGGUAUUUUGUAGUAAUAUUGUUAGAGUUAAAAGACAGUGUAUACAUACUAGAUUAAAUUAUCUGAUAUGGCAAUGAACAUUCUAUACUGAAUGCAGUUCAUUCUCAGAAAAUCAUUAUGCAGAAAUAAACUAACUGAAAGUAACACAGGCUUUGCAGUUACUUCUUAUUUGACUUUUAAAAUCUGCAUAGAGAACAGCACAAAUAUGUCUUUUUGGCAUAACAUUAUGACAAAGUUUUGCAUGGUUGCUCCUUACUAACAGUAUAAAAAUAUCAAUACACUGUUAUUUUGAAAUUUGUGGGCCCAGCAAAAGGCUUUGUCCACAGGACAAACUUAUAACUGGCCUUAAAGUAAAUUUGUGACCACCAGAGGGGCAGAUCCAGGAUUUUUCUUAGGAGGGGUGGGCCACUAAGGAAUAGUGUAACUGAGUUUUAUAUUUUUGCAGAAUACCAGUUAUAUUAGGAAGCUGCAUGUCAUUUCAGUGGCGGGGGGGCGGGGAUGCACCCCAUGCACCCUCCCCCUAGAACUGCCCCUGCAUCAAUGAGGAGAAUUAAUAUUUCAAACCCAGACCAAAAAGCUUAAGUGGAAAGGCUGUUUUAAAGUCUAGAACAACCAAUUUUUCACAAGUUUGCAUGGAAUUUAAUUCUGAGUUCAACAAAUCAAUCUAUCAUCUGACCUUUUCAUGGUUUCUGGUGCCAUUUUGCUUAACACAUAGAAUAUCAUAUAGCAAGAAAAUAAAUUAAACUUAAAUAAGCAAAAAAAAUACUCAAAAUAGUAAGAACUAAACGAGCUGCGUAGUUACAAGGAUUAUUAUGCGUUAAAUGGGUUGUAGGAAAAAUAAAGAGAGGAGGAGGGAGAAAAGUUAAAAGUUCAAUGCCCAAUAAGUUGAGAGCGAUUAACUUUCUGAGUAUUUUAUGAGUUACAAGGAAAAGAUACUCAUCAGAAGGUUUUUUUGGUCAAAUUUGAUGAGAAUACAUUUGCUGUGAGGCAAGGAAUUGCACUUUUAAUUUUUUCAUAAACAAAUGUAUGGAAAAAUAAAAACCUUAAGUGUGACUUUUUUAGCGUGGCUAAAAUUCAGUGGAAUGCAGUCAGUAAAUUCUUUUGCCUGGUAUCUCUAGUGUUUAAUUCGUAAA